Messenger RNA from Papilio polytes (common Mormon), 2005 nucleotides. RefSeq names its product organic cation transporter protein-like. The transcript is spliced from 7 exons. Bases 376 to 1713 code for a protein of 445 amino acids. Gene Ontology annotation, biological process: transmembrane transport. The record is from RefSeq and is a predicted model, not a curated record. Gene Ontology annotation, molecular function: transmembrane transporter activity. Gene Ontology annotation, cellular component: membrane. NCBI's taxonomy places the organism in Eukaryota, Metazoa, Arthropoda, Insecta, Lepidoptera, Papilionidae.
GUUUUCUUGGGAAUAAGGUUUUUUUCCUUUUUUUCCCAAAUAUGUCACUUAACAAAAUAUUUUACGAUAUUUACUUGAGUAUGAAAAAUUUUUUUAAAAAGGAUUCAGAAACAUACGUGCCAAUAGAAAAAGUUAAUGUUGAUAACACAACAAGUAGAAUAAUAGGAGAUUUCGGAAGAUGGCAGUUGAAAAUAAGCAUCCUCAUGUCGUUAAUAAAGUUACCGAUGGCUUGGUAUCAGUUAAACAUAAUAUUCAUGGCACCACCGCAACAAUUUUGGUGUGCAAAGCCACCAGCUUUUGAGGAGUACACUGACGAAGAAUGGCGUAAAAUUAGCGUGCCGGUAAACUGAAACACGUGUAUUUAAAAGGCAAAUAAUGGAGUAUCCAUGUCUUAUAUUUGACCCAGAUAUUCUACUUAUUGCACCGAAAAUGGACAGACAUGUUAUACCUUUAGUGGCAUGCCAAAAAUUUGUGUAUGACAAAACGUUUUUCCAACGAACUCUUACUUCAGAUUUUGGUCUAGUGUGCACAAAACGUUGGUAUAUUAAUAUGAGCCAAUGUGUUAUGAUGACCGGAAUAGUAGUAGGGGGUAUUGUAUUUGGAAGCAUAGCAGAUAAAUAUGGUCGCAAAAAGCCCCUCAUGUUAGCUAUUGUUAUUCAAGCAACAGGCAGUUAUUUGGUAUCAUUCGCGCCCUAUUACUGGUCAUUCCUCGUGGUUUGGUUUAUUUUAGCGUUUGGGUGCGGUGGUAUUGCAAUAAUUUCUUUUGUUAUAUGUAUGGAGGUAGUCAGUGGAAGAUGGCGUACAUACAUUCCUGUAUUAUACCAGCUACCCUUUGGCUUGGGGAAUGUUGUAUUGGCACUAUUUUCAUACUGGUUAAGAGAUUGGAGAAAAAUAGAAUUCGCUUUAGCAACCGUAUCAUUAAUAUACCUGCUUUAUUGGUUUUGGCUACCGGAAUCGCCCAGAUGGUUAUUAGCGGUUGGAAAAUAUGACGAAGCUGUUGAAGUCCUUAAGAAGAUUGUUGUAGAAAACAAGAGAAACGUUGGUGAUAUUCGUGCAAUCGUAGCUUUAUUGCCUAAGAAAAAGAAGAAUGACAAGUUACAUUUACAAUUCUCAGAUUUAAUAAAAUCUAAAAAUAUGCGACGCAAAACAAUAAUCCUUUCAUUGAUAUGGUUUUUUACGGGGCUGUCGUAUUUUACAUUCUCUCAAUACCUUGGUUUGAUUGGAUCAAGUAUAUUUUUGUUAGUGUCGAUGAGUGGUAUUAUUUCGAUACCCGGCGGAUUACUGUGCUUGUUUAUUUUAGCUAAACUUGGACGGAAGACGACGUUAAAUCUAUUUCAAAUUCUUGCAACCGUAUGCUUUUUCGCCAUUUACAUUUUUCCGAAGGAGGAUGUGAAAAAAGCUGGCAUCAGGUUAUUCUUUGCUGGAUUAGGAUUCGCAGCAAUAGCGGGUACAGUUCCAGCUUUAUAUUUGUAUAGUGGAGAAUUGUUCCCUACAGUGGGCCGAAACGUAGGCGUUGGUGGAGUAACAACAUUUGCACGUAUUGCGUCAAUGAUCGCACCGCUUCUUGUUCAUUUAGAUGUUUACAUACCAGGAUUACCAUUACUAUUAGUAAUUCUAAUUUCUGCAGGCCAAGUAUUACUUGUAUUCCCACUUCCCGAAACUAAAAAUAAACCGCUACCGGAUUCUUUAGAGGAAGCCGAACAAUUUCGUUGAACUAGGAAAAUCUUAAGCAGAACAAAACCUUCAAAUAUUCACAUAGAUUUUGGUAUCGCAUCUUGUAAUCCUAACAAAAAAGUUUGUUUUUAUAUUUAUUCCUUUAAUUCGAUUUUAAAAAUCCAACUUCAUUCUUACGUAGCUUAAUUCUUACAUAAAAUAGUACCGUAUGUUAAUCAAAAUUAAUUUUUACUUGUGUUAAGGAUGUUUUUGAUAAGCUUAUGUGGUAUUUGGGCAUUAUUUAUUUUUCAGAUUUUUUUGGUGUACUUACAAAAAUUGUUUUUAGAAUAUA